Peronospora matthiolae is the source of this 405-nucleotide messenger RNA. Lineage: Eukaryota; Oomycota; Peronosporomycetes; Peronosporales; Peronosporaceae. The record is from the annotation of a GenBank genome assembly.
AUGAAUAUGUUGGAUGAUGAAGAUGACCAAAGCUUUCACGCUACGCGUGACGGCUACUCCCAUUUGAGCGAUGUCGAAUGGGAUGCGGUUGAACGGAUGGGUUCAACCAUGGGCAUCCAUGCUAUUAUCGUCAUGCUAGAGGAUCUCAAUAGAGAUGCCCAACAUGCUACUAUCGCCAAGUUCAUUCAAAAUGAACUUGACGCUGAACGCGAGAAAGUAGCCUUGCUUCACCAACAAGGUUCUCAACAAUCAGAGUCGUUGAGAGAACAGGGUGCUCAACAGUUUGAACUGUUGAGACAGCAGCAGGCUGCUGCUGGUGGGUCGAUGCACUCGCGUCGACCCGAAACCUUGAAGAUUGACAUCUCCAAGUAUAGGGGAGUCGAAGAGGACUUCCUCCUGAGAUGA